Rhizophagus irregularis DAOM 181602=DAOM 197198 is the source of this 532-nucleotide messenger RNA. The record is from RefSeq and is a predicted model, not a curated record. Lineage: Eukaryota; Fungi; Glomeromycota; Glomeromycetes; Glomerales; Glomeraceae.
AUGUAUAAAAUUGGGACUUGUUUUGGAUGUCAAAAGUGUCUCUAUUGUGGGGUAAAUUUGAAAAUAGAAAUAUGUGAUUGUAAUAAAACAGCUAAGCCAUCCAGAAAAAACCGAACAGAUCUCGUUAAAAACGCAUUUACAAGAGUCUUUAACCCUAUUUCUAAUCCUAAACAAAUAGAUUUUAUAAAAAAUAAAAAUGAUAGCUUUGCUUAUGGAUUUGAUUUAGCAAAAGGCUUUCAAUUUUCAUUCUGUUCAACAUGUAAUAGUUCUUACCAACGUUUAUCUAAUAAAAAAUCUAAAUCUAAUAACUCUUCACAAAGAGUUCGUACAUCAGAAAAUGUGAUACAAUUAGAAGAAAACAUUGAAAUAAUUAAUGUUGAAUCUACUACUGAAAUUUCACAAGAAAGUACUACGUCAGAUGGGUCAACAUUUUACAAUAAAUCCAAACGUAGCAAUUCAGAAACUGAAAAUGAAGAUAGUACUGAAUUGGAAAUAGAAGUUAAUUACAAACUAUCUAUAAAAAAGGCAGACG